UGGGCUCAGGCAGCUGGGAUGGAGCAGAAGUGCGCCUGGCGCCGCAGGGCACACAGCUGACUCUCCGCGCCACCACCACUUCGCCUUGCGCCGCCAGACACCGAAGCUGCCUGGACUCAUCGCGCCUGGCGUCCCCGCUCCUCCCGUAGCCCACCCGGUCGGAAGAGGAGCUGCCGGUGCCCCGAAGCACUUGGUCAGACCCAGGAAACUCUUCUCUAGUCGCAUCCAGCUCGGUACCGAGCACCGGAGUAACAUGGUCUGCAAGGUGCUCAUCGCCCUCUGCAUCUUCACCGCAGGACUGAGGGUACAGGGUUCACCAACAGCCCCAUUGCCUGUCUCUCUCACAACAAAAAGUUCAGCACUUGUGGCCACCUGGACUACCUCUGCUCCACACACUGCUAGGGUCACCACCCCUGUAGCCAGUGCCACUCACAACGCCUCAGUUCUCCACACCACUGCCGCAUCCCUGACAUCUCAGCUCCCCACUGACCACAGAGAAGAAGCUGUCACCAGCCCACCUUUGAAGAGGGAUGUCAACAGCACAGACUCCUCACCUGCCGGGUUCCCCUCAACAAGCAGUGAUGGCCACUUGGCACCCACACCUGAGGAACACAGUCUUGGAAGUCCUGAAGCAACUGUGCCAGCUACUGGGUCACAGUCACCCAUGCUCCUGUCUUCUCAGGCUCCAACCUCAGCAACCACAUCCCCCGCAACUUCCCCAUCGGAGUCUCUCUCUGCUUCUGUUACCUCUAGCCACAACUCUACGGUGGCCAACAUCCAGCCCACAGAAGCUCCAAUGGCACCUGCGUCACCAACAGAAGAGCACAGCUCUAGUCACACACCCACUUCCCAUGUCACAGCAGAGCCAGUGCCCAAGGAGAAAUCACCCCAAGACACUGAACCUGGCAAAGUGAUCUGUGAGUCUGAGACCACCACCCCCUUCCUGAUCAUGCAAGAAGUGGAGAAUGCCUUAAGUUCAGGCAGCAUCGCCGCCAUCACUGUGACAGUCAUCGCCGUGGUGUUGCUGGUGUUUGGAGGUGCAGCAUACCUGAAGAUCAGGCACUCCUCCUACGGAAGGCUGCUGGACGACCAUGACUACGGGUCCUGGGGAAACUACAACAACCCUCUCUACGAUGACUCUUAACAAAGGAAGGUGGCCGAGGACAAGAAGUAACGGUCCUUUAUUUAUAAGUGCUUAUCCAGUAGAAUAAUAACAAGUACAUGAUGUACACUGAACGACAAUCGCGAGCCCUCUUUUGUUGGUAUGGUUGUUUUUGUUUUUUCCCCUUCCCCUUCUCUGGCUGCUACUACAGAAUGUCUCCCUUCUGAUACAAAAGAACCAUCUCGGAAAAGCCGGUGGUGGAGGCCGGUUUGCAGCUGACACGGACCAUCUUUGCACUGACCAAGCCAGAUACCAUGAGGUGGGGGCUGCAGAGUCUCCCAUCAUGGAAGCCACUUUGGAAAGGACUGAAGAAAGGGGCUGGGAGUUGCUUGGUGGGGGAUUUAAUUUUAGGGGAUCUUUUGGUUUGGAUUAUUUCUUAACGUUCUCUACAGGAAAUGACAUUAAAUAUCAGUGAGGAGAAAGGAACACAUCCCGGGAGACUACCACUCUGUGUGGAAGGAGCAGGGGCUUCUGGAUUCCUUUUCAAUCCUUGUUUGCCUGGUUGUAUCUGACAGGAUGCCUACUUAGUCCUAUAAGCAGAAAGACCAUUCUGAGCUGCCUAAUUGAUGAAAGAUAAAAGAGGCCGUGCCCAGGAGGAGAGCAGCGGGCAAGGGCAAGGUGGCACAGCAGGCUGUCAAUCAGCAGGCUUUCAACCUGCUCUCCCCACCUAGGCCACUCAAAGGCAGCAGGGAUUCCCAACCCGAUAGCUUUCAAGAAAGUUUCUUCGCCACAAGCAAAGCUGGGAGGUGAGCUUGAAGAGCAGACAGGGAGAGACAUGUGGAGUCUAAGGGAUGGGGGGAGAAGGGGAAGACAAAAGCUUACAUGCACCACCCACCCUCCUGAAGCAAGCAGGAGCCAGCUCUCCAUGGGAGUGGGAGAUAUCUAAAGCUUGGAGGUACCCAUAGAACUCUCGCUCCACACCCAUAAAGCAGCAACUGCUUCACUGCCUUGCUGUUUGUAUUGGAUGAUGGCUGUAUGCUAUUCCAAAAAAAAGUUAAGAGAGGCACGAUGCUAUCUGCAGCACUGGCUUCCAUAGGACGGAGACAUCGAGAACUAUCUGUGUGUUCUCCUUCAUUCUUUCUUUCAAUAAGUGAAUAUUGACCUCCAGGUGUGCAGUCUCAAAUCCUGUACAACAAAUUUUGAGAAGCGAUCGUUCUUCUUUGCCAAUAUCUGCUUCUUCACUUCUGACCCACCAGGAGGUGAUUGUGUAACUCUCACCCCUCCCAUCCCCUACUCCUACCUGGGAUGUCUAGUAGCAUUUUUUUUUAUUGUUACUUUGUUAGUUGGGAGCACCAGUAAGGGGUAGAGACUAUGGAUCCUGCUAAACACCCUGCCUGGCUCAGGACAACCUUCCUACCCAAAGAACGUCCUAGUCGGAAAUAUCAAAGGUUGACACUGAGACCAUUCACUGUAAUGCCCUUGUGAUGGGGGUAGGGGGGACAAACAAACAAACAAACAAAAACCCAUUCUGGCAUCAGGAAGACACUUUCAUUUUUAACAAAGUGAGACAUCAAUUUCUUUCCCCCAAGUGUUCAAUUUGCUGCCUGCUAGGUUGACUUCUGGCUUGUGCUGUUGUUACCUCAUUUAUGUCUGUUUCUCGAGAGCUUGAUUACAGGGCUGCACUGCUGUUCUUUUGUAACCACUGAUGAUGGCACCUAGCCAUCUUGAGUCCUGAUUUCAUGGAGGAGAAAGUAUGUAUCUCAAACUAGGUUGAAUUUUCCUAUGAUGACACAGGGAACAACAAACUAUCCAUUUUCAUUCCUCAGAUCUUCCCACCUCUUCCCCCACUACUCUGCUAAAGAAAAACACUCUCAUAUUGCUAUCUUGAACCCCUCUGGUGUAAAGUCCACAAGCAGGGGUACUUCCCACAACCUACCACCGCAGGCUUUGAAGUAACUCCUUCCUAAACCUCAGAAGUGCCAAAAGGAAAGAUCAGUCCUUAAAGGGAACCUGUAAGCAGAGUGGGUAACAAGGAAUGGGUUUGCAGACAUUAAGAUAUCCCUGAAUAUGAAACACCCAACAGGCAACAGACAGACAGACAGACAGACAGGCAGACAGACCUUGCAAGGGUGUGCCCUCUGAUCACACUUGGCCUUCCUACCCUGACCCCUUCACGGGUCUCUGGUUAGGCAAAAAACAAACCAGUACACACCAGGAUUCUGCGUGUCAUUGUCCUCUGUCCACCAAAAAUCAUUUUUGACACAUGACACAAAGCUUUCUAAUAAACACCUUGGGGGAAGUAUACUUCAGAUAUGGCUUCUGAGGUAAAAUAAAUCCUAGGCCAGAAAAACCAGCUUCCUCCCAAGACCCCUUACCUGUUAGAAACCAGAGACACAGCAAGAAUUUUUUUUUCACCAAAGGAUGCCAUUGUCUAUGAACAUGUGGUUGUCAGUGCUCUGAUUGCCUUCUAAUUGCUUUCAGCAAAACACAGAGCAGUCAUAUACAACAAGGUGACCGGCAGUGUUCCCUCAAAGCUCCCUAGCGUGUUUGUUACUAUAAAGUGUGUGAGUGUGAGAAUGGACUCUGCCAAAUACAUUUUUCUGCUUUUGAAUUGGCCAAAAGGUUUCAGCAUAUUUAUUCUACAAACAUUGCUACACACACACACACACACACACACACACACACACACACACACACCUCUGAAAUAUAUGCCAAUAAUUGAUGUCCUUUACCUCAGGGAGAGUUAGUUCAAGUCUACACAAGGGAAAUUGGUGGUCCCCCUAAGUAGAUCCAAACAAUUGUGCCCCAUCAUGGAUCGGACUGGCCGGAAUGCUUUGGAGAGAAAGUCAGGAGCAAAAAGAGAACUGGAGCCUCUUCUCCAUGGACUGCAAAUGGUCAAAGAAUGGUAGGCAACUAUGCUUUCUUUUCCCAUGGCCCUGAUGGGCCCCUAUCUUCCCUGCACAGCUGUGUCUUCAUUUAUAAAAUGGGGGUGAUGCUUUCAUAGUGGCUUUACCCCUUCCUACCUCACAGAUGUGUUGUGAGGAUUAAUGAAAUUGUGUAUACAGUGUUUUCAGUUUCUGGAGAAAAACUAUUUACGGACAUUUCAAGUAUUAUAUAGAAAUAUAAGUGAUCUCAGUUUCUUACUCACUGUUAUACUGCUGUGCUGUUUUUACUUACUCUGUAAAACUAUGGUUAAUGUCACGGCCACCUCAGAUGGCUAUCAGAGCUCUGAACUUCCCUCCCGCGCACCUGACUGAUGUUGAGUUAGCUGUUCUUGGGACCACAGAGGAUGUCUCCCCUCCAGCUGAAAAGGUGGCCCAGCACACAGGUCUCACAGACCUGCAUCAGGAUCUAGGUUAGCAUGACACACCUGGAUGCCUCAGCACUUCCAGAAGAAGGCCUCUGACUUUCACACUCCGAGGUCUCGGAGGAGUAGAUUAUGAUCUGAUGUCAUCUGCCCUUCGUCUUGCUUGCAAGGGUGCAUGGUUCGAUCCUAUGCAUCUUGAAAAUGAAUUUUGUGAUUGGUCCAGAUGCUAAUUUGCACGUUGAUUCACCUUCAUUGCCUUUAACCUUCUUUUGAGGGCAAAUGGAUGUACCAUUUCAACUUUGAUCUCAGAAGCGUUAGUUUGUAUUGACUCAUUGUCAUGUUGCUCUCUUGGAGUAAAGUUAGCUGACAUCUUUUAAAGAUGGGAGGGUGCGCAACUUCUUUGAUAUUUGAUGACAUCAUAUCUACAUUUGUUGUAAGACAUAUUGCAUACCAAUUAUAACUAUGCCAAUUAAAGUGGUUAAAAGCUUG
This is a messenger RNA of Mus caroli (Ryukyu mouse), 4898 nucleotides long. RefSeq names its product prostate androgen-regulated mucin-like protein 1 (gene Parm1). The record is from RefSeq and is a predicted model, not a curated record. NCBI's taxonomy places the organism in Eukaryota, Metazoa, Chordata, Mammalia, Rodentia, Muridae. Gene Ontology annotation, cellular component: late endosome; Golgi apparatus; early endosome.